UAUAUGAAUAUAAUUCAGGCCCAGACUGAGCAUGAAUUUAUUUUUAACCUUAUCUUUAUGUUUAUAUUUCUCAGGUUUGUUUAAUUGAUGUGGGUGGACGUUACAGUAAGCUUAUAGGCAUGCCCCCUUAUCUUCAUAGUUUGUUGUUGGGUUGGGUGACAAAGUUUCACCAACUGAUAUCGAAGAAGGCAUGCGUGUUAGUGCAUAUCUGAUGUUGUUAUUAUGUAUUGACCCCAAGCCGAUCCCAGUCAGUUUUGGUAGAUUGUAGUUUAUCAGCAGCUUCUUCUGUUGUGUCUUCUCUACUUGAGUCUGUCAGAAGCUAAAUGGGAAUGGGGAUAGUUGAAACAAAAAGUAGGGUAUAUCCCAAACGGGUCAAAAAUAUGAAACUACGAGGCAGAGCGGCUGGGAUCAUAGUCACCUGGAUCGAGGUACACUCUAGUACACAGAACGAAAACGGAUUUGCUGCUGCAUUGAGAGAUCUGAAAGUCAGGGUGAUGAAUGUGGUGCCACUUGAUUCCCCAGAUACACUUCCAAUUAUAUACGAACGUGGACUAUUUGGGAUAUAUCAUGACUGGUGUGAAUCAUUCAACACUUACCCAAGAACGUACGAUCUUCUACAUGCUGAUCAUCUUCUCUCGGGUCUUAAGAAAAGUACUUUGCAAGGUGGGUUUGAGUUACCGACACGUCUUUCGGUGGCUGCAGCAGAUUGUAUUAUAGCUCUUAGUGUCGCAUUGGCGAAAAAGGGAAUGGUUUCUAAUCCUUCAUGAUGUAAUGUAUCUCAAUGAUCUUGGUUUACAACUUUAUAGUAUGAUAUUGGUUUAAAAAAACGCGCCCUAGGCGUUUGCAACAAGGCUCAAGCCCUUGCGCUUUUGGUAGCAAGUUGUUGUACAACAUGCUUUUUAGGUUGUACAUGUAUGUAAUUUCCAUAUUAAAACAUAUAUAAAGUUUACUUUUUUCUCAAUAUUGGAUAACUGAUGCUAGAAUCGUGUAGAAAAUAUACAAAAAAUUGUAUAAUUAUUUGCACCUCGGGUAUGAAAAUCAGUGUGCUUUUUUGUCUGGCGCCUAAGUUUUAGACCUUA
Messenger RNA from Helianthus annuus (common sunflower), 1079 nucleotides. RefSeq names its product probable methyltransferase PMT24. Gene Ontology annotation, cellular component: trans-Golgi network; endosome; cytoplasm. The transcript is spliced from 7 exons. The record is from RefSeq and is a predicted model, not a curated record. Gene Ontology annotation, molecular function: methyltransferase activity. NCBI's taxonomy places the organism in Eukaryota, Viridiplantae, Streptophyta, Magnoliopsida, Asterales, Asteraceae. The coding region runs from base 324 to 767 and encodes 147 amino acids.